Messenger RNA from Strongylocentrotus purpuratus (purple sea urchin), 8638 nucleotides. RefSeq names its product low-density lipoprotein receptor-related protein 2-like. Gene Ontology annotation, molecular function: protein binding. NCBI's taxonomy places the organism in Eukaryota, Metazoa, Echinodermata, Echinoidea, Camarodonta, Strongylocentrotidae. Bases 28 to 8595 code for a protein of 2855 amino acids. The record is from RefSeq and is a predicted model, not a curated record. The transcript has 16 exons.
GCAAGAAAAUCCAAAGUUCGGGCCAACAUGAAGAAUCAAAUAUUGAUAUUUGGUUUGCUGAUUUUAAUCAUUCUUUGCAGCGGUUCAGAGGACGGCAAGUUGGAGAGGGCAAGACGAUUUUUGAGGCGUGGUGUUUCGUUGGAAAACGAACGAUCGACCAAAUUACGGGUACUCCGCCAUCUAGAUAACGUUCGAUCGACAAACUUUACAAAGCUACAUCUAAAGGAGAGGCAACUGGCGCCAUCCUACCCUUACCGAUGUCCGACGGCGUCCUUCCAAUGUGAGAGUGGUAAAUGUAUCCCAUCUCAUCAGGUUUGUGAUGGACGGCUGUAUGAUUGCCCAGGCGGAGAGGACGAACAAAGUUGCUCGAUAAGCACAUGCCCUCCUGACCAGACACGGUGCCAGAGCGGCGAAUGCAUCCCGGACUACUGGCUAUGUGAUCAGAUCGAUGACUGCUCCAACGGGGAAGAUGAGAUUGGAUGCUCCAGAACACAAUGCGACAAGGAUGAAUUCAAAUGCAGUACAGGAUCCUGCGUAACUCAAGACUGGCUCUGCGAUGGUCAUGUUGAUUGCCUAGAAGGAGAAGACGAACAGGCUUGCCUUACUCAGACAUGUCCGCCUGGUCAAUUCAAGUGCAACAACGAUGCCUGCGUAGACAAUCAAUAUGUCUGUGAUGGAGUCCACGAUUGCUACUUUGGAGAGGACGAGCUAGACUGUGGUGGAAUACCAAUCACUGAGCCGUGCUCAGGCAGGUACCAGUGUGAUGACGGGCGGUGUAUCCAACUCGAGACGAUCUGCGACGGGACUUACGAUUGCUCGUAUGGAGAAGAUGAACAAGACUGCUUCUCAUGCCGAAAUGAUCAGUUUGAGUGUGCAGAAGGACUAUGCUUGCCUCGAUCAGCUCUUUGUGAUUCUGAACAAGACUGCCGAUAUGGAGAAGACGAAGAGAACUGUGCAGUCGUAGCAGCAUGUCCGGGUAAAUUCGAGUGUUCAUCCGAUGGCCGGUGUCUAUCUUAUGGCUUUGUGUGUAACGGGAGAGUAGAUUGUUUUGGAGGAGAGGAUGAACGUGGAUGCAUCAGCCAACCAACGCAACCAACGCAACCAACGCAUCCAACGCGUCCAACACAACCAACGCAACCAACGUGUCGCCAAAAUGAGAUACGUUGCAACGUCGGCAGUAGAGUAGGAUGCCUCGCAGAAGCGAAAGUAUGUGACGGAAGGAAUGACUGCUUAAGAGGGGAAGACGAGCGUAACUGCCCUUUGGUUGUGCCACAUGACUGUGGGGGUGACUUCCGGUGUGACGAAGGCAAGUGUAUCUCUAGGAGUCGGCUAUGUGAUCGGUUCAUUGAUUGUAGCGAGGGUGAAGAUGAGGAGGACUGCGUGAUGACGCAAUGUGGCGGUGAUUUCCAGUGCAUGGAUGGGACGUGUGUCCCGGCGUCCUUGAUCUGUGACGGUCAAGUUGACUGCGCUGAUGGUGAAGACGAGGUAUCCUGCAGGGAACUUCCACAAUGUGAUGUAGACGCUGAUCUUAAAAUGUGCAGUACAGGACAGUGUGUCCCAGGCGAGGCCUUCUGCGAUGGAUGGGUUGAUUGCUACGGGGCUGUUGACGAAGCAGGAUGCCCAGAGUCACCUAGCUGUCGGGGAUUGUUCUUAUGCCGCACUGACUACUGCCUUGAAUCUACAAGAAUCUGCGAUGGUAGUUUCGACUGUAUUGAUGGCAGAGAUGAAACGGAAGUGUCUUGCUUCACAGCACCUGAUUGUAUCGAUGGUUUCGAGUGCAACAACGGGGAAUGUACCGAUAUCAGCUCGGUGUGCAACGGAGCGCGAGACUGCUCCGAGGGAGAAGAUGAGGAAAAUUGUCUGCCAGGGUGCACUGCCUUUGAAUGCGCUGAUGGCACAUGUAUACCAAUAUCAAGCCUUUGCGAUGGCAAUGCUGAUUGCCGCGCAGCAGAAGACGAAAUUAAUUGCCCAGAGGAAUGUUCCGGGUUCACAUGCUCCGAUGGUUCGUGUAUAGACACUAGAGAUGUCUGCAAUGGGCGACCAGAUUGCUCACGAGGUGACGAUGAAAUCAACUGCCCGGAGCAGUGUUCUGGGUUUAGAUGCAACGAUGGGAUAUGCAUUGAUACGGCCAGUGUAUGCAACGGUCGACCGGAUUGUUUGAGAGGCGAGGAUGAAGUAAGGUGUCCAGAAGAGUGCAGGGGAUUCAAAUGUAGAGAUGGUUUGUGUAUUCCUGAUUCUGCUGUUUGCAAUGGUCGGAGAGACUGUUCUGGAGGAGAUGACGAAGUUGGUUGUCCAGAUGACAGAUGUUCGACAGGAUUUCGUUGCGGAAAUGGUAAUUGCAUCGACUCCAAUCGCGUUUGUAACCGUUAUAACGAUUGUGGUGAUAAUUCAGACGAGGAAACUUACGCCUGUGACGGUACUCCGUGUUCUGAUGGAUUCGUGUGUUCUGAUAACUCCUGCAUAUCGCAAAACAAAGUUUGUGAUGGGAAUCGUGAUUGUUACAGUGGAGAAGAUGAAAAUAACUGCAACACUGUUUGUGAAUUUCAGUGCGGCAAUGGAAACUGUAUUCCUAACUCAGCUGUCUGUAAUGGAGUUCGAGAUUGCUAUGAUGGUGAAGAUGAAUCAAGUUGCCCCUUAACGAACCCUUGCAAUGGCUUUAGAUGUGACGAUGGAACCUGUAUAGAGUCUAGUAGAGUUUGUGACACUUACAAAGACUGUCCAGAUCGUACAGAUGAGCAGAACUGUGAAUCAGAUGAAAUCUGCCCUGGUAAAUUCAAUUGUCAGACAGGGUUCUGUAUUGAAUUACGGUACAUCUGUGAUGGACGUCAGGACUGUUCAAAUGGCCUGGACGAGAGUUCCUGUCCUAUCAACGAAGGAUGUGAUAGUACCGAGUUUACCUGCUAUAAUGGUCAUUGUAUUGGUGGUGAUAAUGUUUGUGAUGGAAUACCUGACUGCUCUGCCGGGGAAGACGAGGAAAAAUGCCCAGCAGGAUGUGGAAAUGAAUUUGAAUGCGGCAGAGGGAACUGUAUCCCAAGAGGUUAUGUCUGCAACGGCAGGUUGGAUUGUUCCGAUGGCGAAGAUGAAGUUGGUUGCAAUCGUUGCGAAUUUGAAUGUGAUGACGGUAGCUGCAUUGAAGCUGCCAGAAUCUGCGAUAACACCCAAGACUGCUCACGAGGAGAGGAUGAAUUGAAUUGUCCUAUUAUAGGAGACCAGUGUCCGGGUGAAUUCACAUGUCCUCCUGGAUACUGCAUACCAAGAAUCGCUGUUUGUGAUGGUGUUCGAGAUUGCUUUGGCAACGAAGAUGAAGAUGGCUGUCCGAUAGUGGACAACUGUGCGGGUCAGUUCAGAUGCAAUUCAGGAGAAUGCAUUCCUCUAACGGCUAGAUGUAAUGGCAUCUCCGAUUGCUAUGGCAGGGAUGAUGAGGAUGGUUGUCCCAUCAUUGAAGAUUGUCCAGGACAAUAUAAAUGUAGCGACGGACAGUGUAUCCCUCUAAGAGCUAGAUGCAAUGGAAUACGUGAUUGUUAUCAAGGAGAAGACGAAGCAGGUGGAUGCCAGAUUAGUAGUCCGUGUUCUGAUGGAUUUGUGUGUGAUGCUGGAAACUGUAUACCUAAUUCAGCUGUCUGUAAUGGAGUUCGAGAUUGCUAUGAUGGUGAAGAUGAAUCAAGUUGCCCCUUCACGAACCCUUGCAAUGGCUUUAGAUGUGACGAUGGAACCUGUAUAGAGUCUAGUAGAGUUUGUGACACUUACAAAGACUGUCCAGAUCGUACAGAUGAGCAGAACUGUGAAUCAGAAGAAAUCUGCCCUGGUAAAUUCAAUUGUCAGACAGGUUUCUGUAUUGAAAUACGGUACAUCUGUGAUGGACGUCAGGACUGUUCAAAUGGCCUGGACGAGAGUUCCUGUCCUAUCAACGAAGGAUGUGACAGUACCGAAUUUACCUGCUAUAAUGAUCAUUGUAUUGGUAGUAAUAAUGUUUGUGAUGGCAUACCUGACUGCUCUGCCGGGGAAGACGAGGAAAAAUGCCCAGCAGGAUGUGGAAAUGAAUUUGAAUGCGGCAGAGGGAACUGUAUCCCAAGAGGUUAUGUUUGCAACGGCAGGUUGGAUUGUUCCGAUGGCGAAGAUGAAGUUGGUUGCAAUCGUUGUGAAUUUGAAUGCGAUGACGGAAGCUGCAUUGAAGCUACCAAGAUCUGCGAUAGCACCCAAGAUUGCUCACGAGGAGAGGAUGAAUUGAAUUGUCCCAUUGUAGAAGACCAGUGUCCGGGUGAAUUUACUUGUUCUCCUGGGUACUGCAUCUCAAGAAUUGCCGUUUGUGAUGGUGUUCGAGAUUGCUCAGGCAACGAAGAUGAAGAUGGCUGUCCGGUAGUGGCCGACUGUUCGGGUCAGUUUAGAUGCAAUUCAGGAGAAUGCAUUCCUCUAACGGCUAGAUGUAAUGGCAUCUCCGAUUGCUAUGGCAGGGAUGAUGAGGAUGGUUGUCCCGUCAUUGGAGAUUGUCCAGGACAAUUUAAAUGUAGCGAUAGACAGUGUAUCCCUUUAAGAGCUAAAUGCAAUGGAAUACGUGAUUGUUAUCAAGGAGAAGAUGAAAAUAACUGCAACACAGUUUGUGAAUUUCAGUGCGGCACUGAAAACUGUAUACCUAACUCAGCUGUCUGUAAUGGAGUUCGAGAUUGCUAUGAUGGUGAAGAUGAAUCAAGUUGCCCCUUAACAAACCCUUGCAAUGGCUUUAGAUGUGACGAUGGAACCUGUAUAGAGUCUAGUAGAGUUUGUGACACCUACAAAGACUGUCCAGAUCGUACAGAUGAGCAGAACUGUGAAUCAGAAGAAAUCUGCCCUGGUAAAUUCAAUUGUCAGACAGGAUUCUGUAUUGAAUUACGGUACAUCUGUGAUGGACGUCAGGACUGUUCAAAUGGCCUGGACGAGAGUUCCUGUCCUAUCAAUGAAGGAUGUGACAGUACCGAAUUUACCUGCUAUAAUGAUCAUUGUAUUGGUGGUGAUAAUGUUUGUGAUGGCAUACCCGACUGUUCUGCCGGGGAAGACGAGGAAGGCUGCCGACCAGAAUGUGGACAUGAAUUUGAAUGCAACAGAGGGAACUGUAUCCCAAGGAGUUAUGUCUGCAACGGCAGGGAAGAGUGUUUCGAUGGCGAAGAUGAAGUUGGUUGCAAUCGUUGUGAAUUUGAAUGCGAUGACGGAAGCUGCAUUGAAGCUACCAAGAUCUGCGAUAGCACCCAAGAUUGCUCACGAGGAGAGGAUGAAUUGAAUUGUCCUAUUAUAGGAGACCAGUGUCCGGGUGAGUUUACCUGUCCUCCUGGUUACUGCAUCCCAAGAACUGCUGUUUGUGAUGGUGUUCGAGAUUGCUUUGGCAACGAAGAUGAAGAUGGCUGUCCGGUAGUUGCCGACUGUUCGGGUCAGUUUAGAUGCAAUUCAGGAGAAUGCAUUCCUCUAACGGCUAGAUGUAAUGGCAUCUCUGACUGCUAUGGCAGGGAUGAUGAGGUUGGUUGUCCUAUCAUUGGAGAUUGUCCAGGACAAUAUAAAUGUAGUGACGGACAGUGUAUCCCUCUAAGAGCUAGAUGCGACGGAAUACGUGAUUGUUAUCAAGGAGAAGAUGAAGCAGGUGGAUGCCAGAUUAGUAGUCCGUGUUCUGAUGGAUUUUUGUGUGACGUUGGAAACUGUAUACCUAAUUCAGCUGUCUGUAAUGGAGUUCGUGAUUGCUAUGAUGGUAAAGAUGAAUCAAGUUGCCCAUUAACAAACCCUUGCAAUGGCUUUAGAUGUGGCGAUGGAACCUGUAUAGAGUCUAGCAAAGUUUGUGACACCUACAAAGACUGUCCAGAUCGUACAGAUGAGCAGAACUGUGAAUCAGAAGAUAUCUGCCCUGGUAAAUUCAAUUGUCAGACAGGAUUCUGUAUUGAAUUACGGUACAUCUGUGAUGGUCGUCGAGACUGUUCAAAUGGCCUGGACGAGAGUUCCUGUCCUAUCAACGAAAGAUGUGACAGUACUGAGUUUACCUGCUAUAAUGGCCAUUGUAUUGGUGGUGAUAAUGUUUGUGAUGGCAUACCUGACUGCUCUUCCGGGGAAGACGAGGAAAGUUGCCCAGCAGGAUGUGGAAAUGAAUUUGAAUGCGGCAGAGGGAACUGUAUUCCAAGGAGUUAUAUCUGCAACGGCAGGGAAGAGUGUUUCGAUGGCGAAGAUGAAUUGAAUUGUCCCAUUAGAGGAGACCAGUGUCCUGGUGAGUUUACCUGUCCUCCUGGGUACUGCAUCCCAAGAACUGCUGUUUGUGAUGGUGUUCGAGAUUGCUUUGGCAACGAAGAUGAAGAUGGCUGUCCGGUAGUGGCCGACUGUUCGGGUCAGUUUAGAUGCAAUUCAGGAGAAUGCAUUCCUCUAACGGCUAGGUGUAAUGGCAUCUCUGACUGCUAUGGCAGGGAUGAUGAGGUUGGUUGCCCUAUCAUUGGAGAUUGUCCAGGACAAUAUAAAUGUAGCGACGGACAAUGUAUCCCUUUCGGAGGUAGAUGCAGAGCAGUACGUGAUUGUGUUCAGGGAGAAGACGAAUCAGGUGGAUGCCAGAUGAGAAGUCUGUGUUCUGAUGGAUUCGUGUGUGAUGAUGGCCCCUGCAUAUCGCAAAGCAAAGUCUGUGAUGGGAAUCGAGAUUGUUACAAUGGAGAAGAUGAAAAUGACUGCAACACUGUUUGUGAAUUUGCAUGUGACCGAGGGAACUGUAUCCCAAGGAGUUAUGUCUGCAACGGCAGGUUGGAUUGUUUUGAAGGCGAAGAUGAAGUCGAUUGCAAUCGGUGUGAAUUUGAAUGUGAUGACGGUAGCUGCAUUGGAGCUACCAGAAUCUGCGAUAACACCCAAGACUGCUUGAAAGGAGAGGAUGAAUUUAAUUGUCCUAUUCUCGGAGACCAGUGUCCGGGUGAGUUCACCUGUUCUCCAGGAAAAUGCAUCUCAAGAAUUGCUGUUUGUGAUGGUAUUCGAGAUUGCGUGGGCAACCAAGAUGAAUAUGGCUGUCCGGUGGUAGAAGACUGUGCGGGUCAGUUUAGAUGCAAUUCAGGAGAAUGCAUUCCUCUAACGGCUCAAUGUAAUGGCAUCUCCGAUUGCUAUGGCAAGGACGAUGAGGAUGGUUGUCCCAUCAUUGAAGAUUGUACAGGACAAUUUAAAUGCAGCAACGGAGAAUGUUUUCCUCUUGAUGCCCGCUGUGAUGGUCAUCAAGACUGUUAUCACGGUGAGGAUGAGGAGGCCUGCCCGAUCAGUGGAUGCAACAGCAACGAGUUCCAAUGCAUCGAUGGUUCAUGCCUUCCUGCCAGUUACCGAUGCGACGGGUUGUACGAAGACUGUUCUCUCGGUGAGGAUGAGACAGACUGCGGACCACAUAGUGUAUGCGACCGGGACCAGUUUCAGUGCGCCAAUGGAGUCUGCAUAUCCUCCACAUGGCGAUGCGACGGACAAUACACGGACUGCAUGAACGGAGAGGAUGAGGAGAACUGCGGAGGUAACAACGUUGUCGACUGCGGAAAAUCAGAGUUCAGGUGUAACGACGGGUCUUGCAUUCCAAAGGAUUACGUGUGUGACGGUCGUUAUCGGGACUGUGAAGAUGGUGAGGAUGAGAACAGCUGCCCGAGUGCGUGUAACGCGUAUGAGUAUGAGUGCGAGUCUGGUACCUGUGUUCCAAUUCAGGGUAUGUGUGACGGCAAGAAUGACUGCCCCACAGGAUCUGACGAAAUACCCUUAAACUGUAAUGACUUCCAAAACCUAGGAGAUUGUGAUCCCCACUACCAGUUCCAAUGUUAUGAAGGAAACUGCAUCUCUGUACAUGCUGUGUGUGAUGAUUAUAAUGACUGUCUGGGAGGAGAAGAUGAAGCAUUAUGUCCAGCACAACAAGGAACCAAUGAUGGUCUCUCGUAUGUGUUGACUGAACUGAAUAACGACUUGGAGGAUCUUAAUGGUAUUCUUGAAAAUGGUAACAAUGAUGAUACGACUUACAAUACAGAGGAUGUAGCUGACACGCUGUAUAACAUUGAGCAAACAUUGCACCGUGCAGAAUAUCUCACAGAACAAGAGGAGGUUGACAAUGUGACAAGCUCAACAACCGAAGAACCAAGUCCUCUCGCUGAUCGUGACCAAAAUCUUCCAAAAGAGCUCUCGAACAAGAAGCUUUUCCAAACUGCCAAGAAAAUUAUGAGCGACUCGAUCGUCAAUGAUCUGGAGGAAGCUAUAACAGCCGCGCGCAAGACUCGCAAACCUGAAGAAAACGAGUCUAAUGAUGUAGUCGACGGCGUGAAUGACCAGGAUACCAGAGGCAACGAUGUCGAAAGUGAUGCCGAGACGGGAGCGACCGGACCUGGAACAUAUCGACGUCGUAAAAUCGUUCUGUCUGAGGAUGCCCGAAAGAAACUCGACCUCAUUGGCAGCUUGAAGAAUGAACUGUCCUUGAAAUUGAAGGAAAGGCGAUCUAAGAGGAUUGACAAAGAUGGCGCAGUUCAAGCCGACACUGAACAGGGUGGUAUGGAAGGAAAGCAUGAUGCGUUGCUUAGUAAGGGGAUGUUGACACGCCUCGUGACACUGGAGAAUGCUUUACUCAAUAGAAAGAAGAAAGCGUUGCAAAAACGCUGAGCGUCGUUUCUCCUUAGGUAUAUAUCACAACGUUUCUCCUUAA